Messenger RNA from Ambispora leptoticha, 1280 nucleotides. The record is from the annotation of a GenBank genome assembly. NCBI's taxonomy places the organism in Eukaryota, Fungi, Glomeromycota, Glomeromycetes, Archaeosporales, Ambisporaceae.
UAUUCUUUAAAAAAAUUGCCUAUGACCAAAUUAAGCAGGCUCUAACUGGCUCUUCGCCUUCCUUGGAAGAAAGUGAUUUAUCACUAGAUAGUCAAAAUGAUAUUAGAGAACUGACUAACGAGGGUGCUAAUGGCAAGGUAAAAGAUGAAAAGACCGCUAGAAAAAUAAGAGAUAAUAUAUUCGGAGAAAUUGAAAAAAAUAAACUUUUGUUCGAGGAUAAGAAAGUAUCGAGAGAAUUAUUUAUCGAGGAAAUAUCCGAGGCGAUGAUAGCAACGCUUAUCAAAAAUGAUGAAGAUUGGGAAAAAUUGGAAAAAUCUUUCAUCAAAAUUACCGACGAAGAAGGAAUAGAAGUUAUAAAUGUUGAGAGUGUGGUAGCGGCCGUAAAAAAUUUGGUAAUUAGUAAAUUAAAAGGGCAAAUCGAAGAAAAGAUACUUCACGCGAAAAUGGUAAAUGAACAAGAAGAAAGAAACGAUGAAGAGAAAGAAGCAUUGCGAGAGAAAGAAAAGGAACUUUGCACUAAUUUGGAAUUACUUAAGUAUGGACUUUACCUUUCAACUAUUCAAAAAGCCACCAAGUUUGAAGAAAUUAAUAAAAUUGAAGAUGAAAUAAGAGAAAAUGUAAAAGGAAAUCAUUUGCCGCCAGAAAAACCAAUCAGUAAUUUAUAUCAGGCUUUAAAAGAACAAGAGAUAGUUAUAAAACUAAGGGGUAUAAUUAACAGUAAUGUUCCUGCUAAUAUUGAAGAAAUAAACGAGCAGUUGGAGCAGUUAAAUAAACUAAGUAUUCAGGCCACUAAGGCUGAGCAGAAAGUUUAUAACGAAUUAAAAAAAGAGGUGGAUGACAAAGAAUUAGAGUUAAUGAAAGUUAAACAUCAACAAGCAAAUGGGGAAAUUGAAAAGCACUUUAAGUUCCGCACUGAUUUCUACAAGGUUGCUGAAAUUAUUCCCAGUCCGGAAAAUAACCAUGAAAUUAACGAAGAAGGAUUUGCUAGUUUGAACGGAAUAAAUUAUCUUUAUUAUGUAUGGGAUAUAAGCAGAUUGCAGGCAGAAAUAAUGCAGGAAUUGCAGGAUAAAAUUGAUGAAGCAAGAGGAAAAAUUGACACUUCCGCCCCUGAAGACCGAACUUCUUUACUAAGAGAGUUGCAGAAUUUCAAUGAGCAAUGGGUAGAAGAAAGUGAAAAUGAGUCAAUAAAAAAGGCACGAAAAGGAGCCCUAGUCCAAAAAAAAUCAAGGCUGGAAAAUGUAAUAGGGGAGUUAUUUGGAAGAGAAAUUCAGUCAAUAUGA